Lachancea dasiensis is the source of this 396-nucleotide messenger RNA. Lineage: Eukaryota; Fungi; Ascomycota; Saccharomycetes; Saccharomycetales; Saccharomycetaceae. The record is from the annotation of a GenBank genome assembly.
AUGUCUAACCAACGAAUAUUGACGAAACACCCUUCUGUCAAGCUUCUAUCUCACAAGCAAAUUAAAACAACUAUUUACAUUAAAUCCCAAACUCCAUUCGUAUCAGCGUUAAAGAGAGUCAACAAGUUUUUGGGAAGAUUACAACGUCAUGGAGCGGAGUAUGUGAGUAUAAUGGGGAUGGGAAAAGCGGUUGAAAAGACAUUGUCAAUAGCUUGUCAUUAUCAAGAGGAAAAGGGCAAGAAAGUGGAAGUUAUAACUCAGAGCAUUGCUGUUCUGGACGAAGUCGUAAAAAAUGGUGACACGACAGAGGAACCUGAAGGAAUAGAUGAUGAGGAUAAGGAAACUUCUCUGCGAAAGAGAACUGUUACUGGCGUGGAGAUCCGGAUUUACCCAUAA